Pteronotus mesoamericanus is the source of this 1230-nucleotide messenger RNA. It is a transcript of the gene HPDL, whose product is annotated as 4-hydroxyphenylpyruvate dioxygenase like. Gene Ontology annotation, molecular function: 4-hydroxyphenylpyruvate dioxygenase activity. Bases 33 to 1148 code for a protein of 371 amino acids. The record is from RefSeq and is a predicted model, not a curated record. NCBI's taxonomy places the organism in Eukaryota, Metazoa, Chordata, Mammalia, Chiroptera, Mormoopidae. Gene Ontology annotation, biological process: aromatic amino acid metabolic process. The transcript has a single exon.
AAAGACAGUCCGGGGUUACCAACGGGAACGCCAUGGCUGCGCCCGCCCGCCGUCUGUGCCACAUCGCUUUCCACGUGCCCCCAGGACAAACCCUUGCCCGGGAUCUGCAGCGCCUCUUCGGCUUCCAGCCCAUGGCGGUGCGGGAAGCAAAUGGUUGGCGGCAGCUGGCCCUGCGCAGCGGGGACGCAGUCUUUUUGGUGAAUGAGGGCUCGGGAUCCCGGGAGCCGCUCUACAGCCUGGACCCGUGUCACGCCAUGCCCAGCGCCACCAACCUGUGCUUUGAUGUGGCAGAUGCUGGCGGAUCUGCUCGGGCGCUGCAGGUGAGGGGCUGCUGCGUGCUGGUGCCGCCUGUUAGCGUACGGGAUGCGGAGGGUGCUGUCACGUACACGGUAGUCAGCUCGCCGGUGGGCAACCUCAGCCUAACGCUACUAGAGCGCGCCAACUAUCGCGGACAUUUCCUGCCCGGCUUCCAGCCCCUGUCCUCCAAAAUCGGCCCGGGCUGGAUCAGCCAUGUGGAUCACCUGACCCUGGCCUGCACCCGCGGUAGCUCCCCCGCACUGAUGCGCUGGUUCCACGACUGUCUAGGCUUUUACCACUUGCCACUGAGUCCGGGGGAGGUUCCGGACUUGGGCUUCGAGGUGACAGCAGCAUCUGGACGAGGGGGGCUGAGGCUCACUGCCCUGCAGAGCUCCGCAGGCAGUGCUAUCCCCACUCUCCUGCUGGCCGAGUCCCUGCCAGGGGCCGCCAAGAGCCAAGACCAAGUGGAGCAGUUCCUGGCCCACCACAGAGGGCCAGGCCUGCAGCACGUGGGGCUGUACACACCAAACAUCAUGGAAGCCACUGAAAAGGUGACCUUGGCUGGGGGCCAGUUCCUGACUCCUCCUGAGGCCUACUACCAGCUGCCUGACAAGGAAAGGCAGAUCCUAGCUGCAGGGCAUGAGCCCAGCCAGCUGGCCCAACAGGGAAUCCUGCUAGAUGGCAGUAAAGGCCAGUUUUUGCUUCAGAUCUUUACCAAGUCACUCUUCGCAGAGGACACCUUCUUCCUGGAGCUGAUUCAGAGGCAGGGGGCCACAGGCUUUGGCCAGGGCAACAUCCAGGCCCUGUGGCAGUCUGUGAAGGAGCAAGCUGCCAGGAGUAAGGAAGCUUGACAGCCGGAGCUGGCAACCACCUGUCCUGAAGGUGUGAAGAAUCCAGCCAGCACAGGGCCUGGCAGAAAGGAGAAACACCUAG